UUGGGAGUUGCCUACCGCGUCGGUUACUACGGCCUCGUGAAAUCCGAUAAGAAAGCCGCGAGGAUUUACCGGCGCGCCGUGGAGCUCGGAGAUGUGGACGCGAUGAUUAACCUUGCGGCAUUGUACGAGAAUGGAACUAACGUCAAGCUGGACAAAAAGAAGGCGGAGCGGCUGUAUCGCACGGCCGCAGAUCGGGGCCACGCGGUCGCGCAAUACAAUUUAGCGCGUGGACUUGAUGCUGAGAAGAGAUUUGAAGAAGCGUUCCGGUACCUCACGCUCGCGGCGGAUCAAGGCUUUACCGCUGCAGAGAAUAACCUUGGCUGCUGUUACAUGGACGGAGACGGCACGGAAGUCGACCUCGGCAAAGCCAGAUACUGGUUCGAGCGCGCCGCU
Aureococcus anophagefferens is the source of this 393-nucleotide messenger RNA. RefSeq lists its product as hypothetical. NCBI's taxonomy places the organism in Eukaryota, Pelagophyceae, Pelagomonadales, Pelagomonadaceae. The transcript has a single exon. The record is from RefSeq and is a predicted model, not a curated record. The annotation marks the transcript as partial. Gene Ontology annotation, molecular function: protein binding.